AUGAUACAAUCCUCGACAUCGCAUCAUCGUUCGAAUGAUAUAUCAGAGAUGAUCUAUCGUCUGAAAACACGGUUGGCAUUGGCGAAUUUCAAACGACAACACGGUUACGAACGGUGCGAUUUAAAUACGCUCGAGUUGAAUCUGUUACUGCGACCGACCAUGAAAAGUUUGAUGAAUAAAAGGGCAAGGGCCGUGUCGGCUUUUCCACAACCGCAGCAUCGUUACUACCCUACUCCGCCGCUACGCAAUAAGAUCCACAAAAGUAAAUCGUCAUGCAGUCCGACGCAGAUUCAGGUACCCUAUUCCGCUCAGCGGAGCACUUCACCUCGUCCUGCCUACUCGCCACUCAGUUACGAUUCCAUGUCAUCCGAUGAUGAAGACGCCGCCAAUCUGCUGGUCAUGCUUCAUCACACUACUAUGACCUCGUUACCUAAUAUUAAACAUUGGCCGACGGGCAUGUGGGUCGUCUUUUUGACCGCUGUAGGUGUUAUUUUGGCAUUUGCUGCUUUUCACAUUUACCUUGCAGUGGAACAACCGUUACCGUUUGUCAUUUAUUACGUUUGCGGACUUUUAGUGCCCAGCUUCUUCCUCGCCGCUUCUUUUGCGAUUCAAAAAGAAGUCAACACGAACUGGACCCGUACUUUUUUGUUCCGAUUCCGACAACAACCAAAGCCUUCCUCAAUUCAUUACGGAGCAACCAAGCCGGACGAUCUAGAAGGUGCGUCCACCCGAUCUGCCACACCCGAACAACCACCUACACCGCAACCCGAGUCGGAGACUCAACUAUUGACAGGACCUUAUAAUCCAUACACCAGUCGGAUCAACAUCCACCUGCAUCAUUGGCAAAUAUUUUACAUGUUAGCGUUCUUUACCAGAUUCACACAUCCGGUAUCACAGGUCGCCGCCGGUAUCGUCUUGGCUUGUUACAUGGAAGGCAUCUGUGCUUAUGGCUAUGAUUCCUUGGUCAAUGAUGGCUGA
Radiomyces spectabilis is the source of this 978-nucleotide messenger RNA. RefSeq lists its product as uncharacterized. The transcript is spliced from 6 exons. The coding region runs from base 1 to 978 and encodes 325 amino acids. The record is from RefSeq and is a predicted model, not a curated record. NCBI's taxonomy places the organism in Eukaryota, Fungi, Mucoromycota, Mucoromycetes, Mucorales, Radiomycetaceae.